Molecule: messenger RNA, 768 nt
Organism: Anopheles coustani
Lineage: Eukaryota; Metazoa; Arthropoda; Insecta; Diptera; Culicidae
Product: nucleoside-triphosphatase THEP1
Exons: 3
Coding region: 157-732 (191 amino acids)
Molecular function (GO): ribonucleoside triphosphate phosphatase activity
Source: RefSeq, a predicted model, not a curated record
UUCGUAGGAUAAACGUAUAUUUUCAGCAAAAAACGUUAAAUAUCUGCACUUAAGCGGUAUCAGCAGACGAUCGGAACAAAGCCAACGACUUUACCAACCUAUUUGUGCAACAACCGGGCGUUGGAAAACGUAGGAAAGCCCCUGUUCUCCGACAAAAUGGCCGUGAUCUUGGUGACCGGCAUGCCUGGAGUCGGAAAAACGACCAUCGUGCGACGCAUUGGAGACGAAUUGGGUCGACGUAACGUUCCCAUCGCCGGGUUCUACACGGAAGAAGUACGUAACUCAACGUCCGGCGAGCGGAUCGGGUUCGACGUGGUGACAUUCAGUGGCCAGCGGGCCCCACUAGCAAAGAUUCAAACUGGCCAAACACGACCGCAGGGUCCCACCGUCGGUCGGUAUUCCGUUUGCUUAAAGGAGUUUGAGUCACUUGCCAUCGCUGCCCUGGACAAACGCCAUCAGCAAUCCAGCGACGGAAUGCUUCUGUUGGACGAAAUAGGCAAAAUGGAGCUCAAAUCGCGCGCUUUCCAGGAGAGUAUGCAAGCGAUUGUCGGCGAGGUGGCGGCAAAGAAGCUGCGGUUUGUUGCCACCAUUCCGCUGAAAUCGACCGGGAUCGAUCUAAUCGAACGGCUAAAACUUGUCCCCGGAUGCCUUCUGUUUCAUGUGAAACCAUCGAACCGGGACGCAAUGUACGAACAAAUAAAAGAUGCCUGCCUAAGCGUGGUAUCGAAGUGAUGGGUGCUAGAGUCGGAUAAAUUGAUUUUGUGUGUA